CCGAGGGUCGGCCGGGUCGGGUGUAGCCUGCGCCCUAGGAGCGGGACUGAGGCGACCAGCGAGUCGCAUUGGGAGGUGUGCGCAGUUAGGCUCUGGGUGCCUGCCGACCCUUAACACACCUGCCGGUGCCCAGGCCCAGGUGGGUCUCAUGACGGAGCCCGAGCCUUUCCGUUGGUGGCUAGCCUUAGAUGGAGCCGGAAGGCGAGCCGAGACUCUUCCAGCGGUCCAGGCUGGUGUCUUUUUCCCCCAGGUUUUCCUUGCCUCCAAGUUCCCUGACUGUCGGUUGUCUCUUGACUCUCUACCUAAGUAUGGCGGACCCUAACUCCAGCUCAGAGAGGCCUUUUCAGGGUUUGUGGUCGUAUAGGCCCAGAAACCUGAGACCCUUGUGCUGGUACCAACAGCAUUGGAACAGCCUUUCGUUUUUCUUUUUCUUUAAUUAUCUUACCAUCAUUAUUUUACUGUUGAGCUGGGGUUCCAGGUUGGUCUCAGACUUAAGAGCCGUACAGCUGCUUCCACUACCUAAGCGACAGAAACUACAGUUGUCCCUACAACAUCCGGCAACAGCUUUGCUUUUUUUUUUUUAAAUUGUACUCUAGUCGCAGAAACUUUGGGGGCAAAAGUUAAGUUUUCCUCCCAGAAAGCCUUAAGCUUUGGUGAUGGAGUGAAAUCCUAAGUUUCAAGGAAGCCAGUCUGGCUGAAAACGUCAUCUACCAGCAAUGCCACGCUGCUGUCCUUCUAAAAUGUCGCUGACAUUUCCCAGGAUCCUCAUUUUCACCAACGGAAAAGCCAAAACCCAGAGAUGGGCACAGCAAUUUCUUGGCUAAGUGGUAUUCCACCCGUGGACCUGUGAGACAGUGAAGGAAGUGGGGAGACUUGGGUAAACAAGGCUGGCCUCAAACUCCCAAGCUCAACGACAUUCUGCUUAAGACUCCCAGACAGCACGCUGUACAUGGUUCAGCAUGCCUGUAUGGUGGAGACAUCCUACAGAUUUGCAUCUGAAUAGACAGUCGUUUAAGUCCCCUAUUCAGUUUGACAAGCUUGCUGGUCCUGAUAGGUGGCACCCACACGUGGAACCUCAGGAAGAACACUGCAAGUCUGCAAGUGAUUGGGGCAAAAUUGUAAACAUGGACCAGGGUAAUAGUAGACAGCUGUUUAUACAUUUGAUUAAAGAUAUUUUAAAAGCCAGAGGAGCUAAAGUGAAGCAGCAGCAAGUACAAGAAUUCUUAGAGUUUGUCGAGCAGGUGUGCCCGUGGUUUUCCAAGCACAGGACCUUGGAUGCAGACACAUGGAGGAGAAUUGGAGCAAAAAUCCAACAGCAUUCUAACAAGCAUGGGCCUGGAAAGGUCUCAGUUGGUGCUCCCAGUCUGUGGGCACUUAUCCAGGACAGUUUGAAUUUGCACCCUGAAGGGCAGAAGGUGUUUCCUCCUGAAACAGUUAAAAGUGAAACAAAACCCUCUGCGCUGCUGAAGGAGCCCCUGGAUUCGGACACCUUUACAGAAUUGUUGGAUGAUGAUCAGUUUGAUCCUGUUGAAGCUGAGUUUGAGGAAGAACGCACUGGGUACAGUAAUGAGAAGUUUUCACCUCCCCAGAUUCAGACUGUGAAUGUCAAAGGGCAGAAACCUGGUGAUGAGAUUGAGGAGGAGCUGAAGGGCUUGAGGGAAUUAGUAGUUUCCCUUUCACAAAAACUGGAGAGUCUGCAAGUCUCUUCUCGGAAGGGCACUCCUCUUCCUACUGUCAUGGCUGGAUUAGAUCCGCCUGGGGAGCCAUCUGUGGUGCAAAGACUUCCCACGGUAUGGCAAACACUCACUGUUAGUCAUAUGUCUCCCCUGGAAGCUAGUGUUAAAGAAGCAGCUAGCAGAGGGGAGGAUGUGCAAGGGUUUCAGAUGUUCCAAGUGAUUGAGCAGCGAGAUGCCCAGGGCAACAUUAUUUUGGUGCAUAUGCCGGUUCUGUUUAAACAACUCAAGGAAUUAAAAAUGGCAUGCUCUCUCUAUGGGCCCACUGCACCCUUUACAAGAGGUCUGCUUGAAGACAUAACUGUAAUGAUCUUGACCCCUGGGGAUUGGAAACUGAUUGCCAGAGCUUGCCUGUCAAGAGAGCAUUACCUGUGGUGGAAAGCUGAAUUUAUGGAACAAUGUGAAGCCACAGCUGCAAGAAAUCGGGCCCAGCAAAGUUCCAUUACUUUUGAUAUGCUUGCCGGAGAAGGCAUUUAUCAGACAACAGAUCAGCAGUUAAAUUUUGAUCUGGCAGCGUAUGCCCAGGUAGAGAUGGCUGCCAAGAUGGCCUGGAAUAGGCUUCCAUGUACUGGAAUGCGUACUGUGGACUUGUCAAAAAUAAGACAAGGACCUGAUGAAUUAUUUCAGGACUUUGUCUCUCGGUUGAGGGAGGCAACAAGCAGGUUAAUUGGGGUUACAGAAGAUAGAUUUGUCAAAGGGCUAGCCUAUGAAAAUGCUAAUGCUGUCUGUCAGGCUGCUUUGAGACCUUAUAGAAACAAGGGCAACCUCUCUGAUUAUAUUCGACUUUGCUCAGAUAUUGGGCCUUCAUAUACUCAGGGGUUAGCUAUGGCUGCUGCAUUACAGGGAAAAACAGUUAAGGAUAUUCUCUUCCAACAAAGAAAUCAAGGCCUGAGAAAAGGGAGAGCUGUGGGCUCUUCUGGAAGUUGCUUUGGGUGUGGCCGGAUGGGGCACAAGGUCAAGCAGUGUCCUGAUGAGAGAAAAAGUGUUGGGACAAAGAAGGAACCCGGAUUGUGCCCAAAAUGCAAGAGAGGAAAACAUUGGGCUAAUGAAUGUAGAUCAAAGAAGGACGCCCAUGGGAAUCCACUGCCGGGAAGGGGGCAAAGGGGCUUGCCCCAGGGCCCGAGACAAUGUUGUGGGGUGCUUCAGAAGUCUGUUCCUCUGCAAGGAAAUGGUACCUCGGCAGUGCAGAAUUGGAUCUCAGCUCUUCGCUCUGCACAGUCUUAACUCCCAAAAUGGGCGUGCAAACCCUCCCUUUUGGUGUUUAUGGGCCUUUACCAAAAGGCCCUGCAGGGUUAUUGAUGGAGAGGAGGAGAACCACCACACGGGGGGUUUGUUGCUCCCAGCGUUAUUGAUGCUGAUUAUGAAGGAGAAAUCAAGGUUAUGAGCCACUUGCCUAAUCGAAUUUCUGUGGUAAAGAUGGGCUUGAAACCUGCACAAUUAAUUUUACUUCCCUAAGUGUAAACAAUAAAUCAAGUUUCAAGAGGUAAAAGAGAAGAGGCUAGAUUUGGUUCAUCUGAUGCCUGUUGGUCCACAGUGCCCAGAACUCACUUUGUUUAUAAAUGGAAAGAGCUUUUCUGACCUCUCCUAGAUGCUGGUGCAGAUGUGUGUUAUUACUGCCAGUCAAUAGCUUUCAGUGUGGCCAAAGAUGGAUUCUAUUACACAACUGCCUACAGUCAACCUAAGACAGGACACGCAUGGUAGAAUGAGUGUACCAGUGAUAGGCAAGUCUGGAAGGUUGAAAAGAUAGUCAUCUGUCUUGUGUCAGAAGCACAGAUAUUAAAAAAUUAAAGGGAGAAUUAUGGGAGUCCACAGUGACUUCCAUCUUGAUUUAAGGUCAGAGAGUUCAAGCUUGUUCUUGCUCCUCGCGGCCAGAUUGUAGAACAUUGCCAUACCACAACUCCAGUGUCGUCUGUGUGACAUAACAUGUCAUGCUGGAUGGGAGCUACGUGUCCUAUGGGACUAGGCUUCCUGGAGGUCAAUGGCAGAUGGCCCGGUAUUAGCCACCACUGAGGCAUAGAUGGGUUUCUCGAGUAGCUGGCUAUGCGGGAUAUGGGCUUUGCACAAUCUGUUUUAUAAUAAUGAUAGUCUAUCUGCAAGACAAGGAUUAUCUCUUCAGGAACAGCUCUGGGAUCGGGAAGCACAGUAUGGGAAUAUAUAAGACUACAGCAAGGGUGUCAUACACGGUAUAUGAUGAGCAAGGGAAUAGAUGGGUUAAUGUUGAUGGACAGAGUGUUAUACUUUGAACUUUAUAGGCUUGCUAGAUCCCAACCCCCAUGGUGUCUGCUGCAUAAGGAGGUACAAAAAAGUAUUUCAACUGUUGCAGAGAGCUGUCAGGCGAAUUUGGUCACUAGAUGAGAUAAAGAAAGGGUUAGGAAGAGGAAGGUCCAUGAUAGCGAUAAUGAGACACUUUCUAUUCAUAAGAUGAGACCACUUGUCUGAGGUUUACGUUCCCAAGGACAAGAUUUCCUCUUCUAAGGAUGUUUUAUGUCUAACACCUGUCCCUGAUAAUACGCUUUUCUUAUAAAUCGCUGAUGUGACUAAAAGAAGCUUUCAUACUGUGCCAACUAAUGACACAUGACCUUCUGGUUUGUUCUUUGUUUGAAUACUAUAUAAUCAAAACAUGAAUACAGUAAAAUUGCAGCAGAUUUCAAAUA
Molecule: messenger RNA, 4387 nt
Organism: Alexandromys fortis (reed vole)
Lineage: Eukaryota; Metazoa; Chordata; Mammalia; Rodentia; Cricetidae
Product: endogenous retrovirus group K member 8 Gag polyprotein-like
Exons: 4
Coding region: 960-2957 (665 amino acids)
Biological process (GO): viral process
Molecular function (GO): nucleic acid binding; structural molecule activity; zinc ion binding
Source: RefSeq, a predicted model, not a curated record